Molecule: messenger RNA, 2851 nt
Organism: Gallus gallus (chicken)
Lineage: Eukaryota; Metazoa; Chordata; Aves; Galliformes; Phasianidae
Gene: PBX3
Product: PBX homeobox 3
Exons: 9
Coding region: 299-1378 (359 amino acids)
Biological process (GO): animal organ morphogenesis; brain development; neuron development
Cellular component (GO): nucleus
Molecular function (GO): DNA-binding transcription factor activity, RNA polymerase II-specific; RNA polymerase II cis-regulatory region sequence-specific DNA binding
Source: RefSeq, marked validated
AGCAGCGGGGCUGAGCAGGAAGAUGAAGAGCUCUUUUUAUCCUGAGCUGUCAGCCGUACAUCCACAGAGCGUCAAAGAGGCGAGGAUGAGGUUUUGGUUUGGACGUGACUUCUCGUAGCUGGAGCUGCCUGUCACAGACAGCCCAUCCCACCUCUGAGCACCGUUCCAAUUGCUGCCGGGGCACCCCAGCAUCGAACCGAGCGUCCGUGGGAGUGCAGUCACACCUCGCAGCGGAGGGCACUGCUCACAGCGCAGCGACACAUGGCCGUGCAGGAAGCACGCGCUGAACUGCCACAGGAUGAAGCCCGCGCUCUUCAGCGUCCUCUGCGAGAUCAAGGAGAAAACAGGUUUGAGCAUCCGAGGAGCCCAGGAGGAAGACCCUCCCGAUCCCCAGCUAAUGAGACUAGACAAUAUGCUUCUGGCAGAAGGAGUCUCAGGUCCGGAGAAAGGUGGGGGAUCGGCGGCAGCAGCUGCAGCCGCAGCAGCCUCUGGAGGGUCUUCAGAUAACUCUAUUGAACACUCAGAUUACAGAGCCAAAUUGACCCAGAUCAGACAAAUCUAUCACACAGAGCUGGAGAAAUAUGAACAGGCAUGUAAUGAAUUUACUACACAUGUGAUGAACCUGCUCAGAGAACAGAGCCGAACGCGUCCCAUUUCUCCUAAGGAGAUUGAAAGGAUGGUGGGCAUCAUUCAUCGAAAAUUCAGCUCCAUCCAGAUGCAGCUCAAGCAAAGUACUUGUGAAGCAGUCAUGAUUUUAAGGUCGAGGUUCCUUGAUGCCAGAAGGAAAAGACGCAACUUCAGUAAACAAGCCACAGAAAUACUGAAUGAGUAUUUUUACUCCCACCUCAGUAACCCUUACCCCAGUGAAGAAGCCAAAGAAGAGCUGGCAAAGAAGUGCAGCAUCACAGUAUCGCAGGUCUCCAACUGGUUUGGCAAUAAGAGAAUUAGGUACAAGAAGAACAUUGGGAAGUUCCAGGAAGAAGCCAAUCUUUAUGCAGCGAAGACGGCUGUGACUGCAGCGCAUGCCGUGGCCGCAGCCGUCCAGAACAACCAGACCAACUCCCCCACCACGCCAAACUCUGGUUCUUCUGGUUCUUUUAACCUCCCAAAUUCUGGGGACAUGUUCAUGAACAUGCAGAGUCUGAAUGGGGAUUCUUACCAGGGGUCCCAAGUCGGAGCCAAUGUGCAGUCACAGGUGGAUACCCUGCGUCAUGUUAUCAAUCAGACGGGAGGAUACAGUGAUGGCUUGGGAGGAAAUUCACUGUACAGUCCACAUAAUUUAAAUGCUAAUGGAGGCUGGCAGGACGCAACUACUCCAUCUUCUGUGACUUCCCCUACAGAAGGGCCGGGAAGUGUGCACUCUGAUACCUCUAACUAAUCUCCUAGCAACACUUUUUCCCUGAGCUGAGAUGCCUUCAUCAGCGCAGUCAGAGUCGCAGGAGAAAAAGGAAAGAAUUUUUUUGUAGCCAACCACCUACAGCUUUACUGUAAAACCUUGUCUUACUAGAAAACUUGGUAAAUCUGUUUUUUAAAGGUAUCAUAAUCAUUUGUAUUUAUACUUAAAACACACAAUGUUAAAAAGCACUUUAUCCAAUUGGGCCAAGAUUUAGCAUUGUUUGUAGCCCUGUUACUAUUUUAUCAUAAUUUAUUAUCGGCGAUUUUAACAGUGUCGGUCUAACAGUUGCCAAUUACUUGGCCUUAAGGGUAAAAGUACAGUACAAGCUUAACCUCAAGAGCAAGAGCGGGCACAAAGGAACAGCUCACCUGAAUCUCAACUGCGUGCAUAUUUUCGUGGGAAGUCAAAAUGAGUUACAGACUUGGGUUGCGUUUAGCCUUUUCAUCUCUCUUACAGAGUUGGAAUAAAGAGGUCUGCUUGGUUAUUUCGGUUAACAGCGGUUGUGUUUAAGAAUCCUUAUUCGUCACAUUUUUGUUGUGAUCUGUUGCUUUGUAAGUUAGGUUGGGUACCAGGAGCAUCUUUCCUUGCUGACCGCCAGGACCCCCCGCCUGCUCUCUGUAUUUCGGCAAUGGACUCAGAGUGUUCUUAAGAGGUGAAGAUAUUGCUGCUUCUUUCAGUGAGCCACCAGCUGGGUUUUACAGUACGAGUAGGUGCUGCGCGGCUGCCGAGAUCGGUUACUUCUUCUGGGCAGCCAAACAAACACACAGAAAACAAAAAGGAAAAGCGAAGGAAAAAGCACCAUUAUAUGGAUUGUUGUACAUAGUGUAGCAAAAGAGUAUUUAUACAUCUCACCAAUCAAAACACAGCUUUAUUACCUCAUGCGAACUCAUACGAACCAAUAGACUUUCAACAUGUUCUGUAGCUUAGAGUGCUCACUUACUACCUCUGAACGAUACUCACGCUGUAGUUUGUCUCUUUCUUAUCUUUUUGCAUCUUGUAAUUAACUCUUUGUUUCCCUCAUAAAUUGUAAUGUACAUUGUAAUCUUUUAAAAGAAUCAGGGUUGCGUUUGCAACUUUUAAAAGAGCUGAAGUGGAAACAUUGGGUCUUAGGUUUAACAGAACAGUGAAACUUGUAAAUACUGAGAAACAUUUUGAAUGUUGUUCAUCUUGUUACUAAUCCACGCAAAAAAUACAACUAAUUGUAAUGCAUACAGACUUCAGUAUCAGUACUGUAUAUUCACCCUGUGUAACAGGGGGCCCUUUCUUUCUCUCUUUUGUAUUGUAUGCGAUUCUGAAACUGAUUGAGUCAUGAAAAUAAUUUGUGGCAGUGAUUCUAAUGUAUUAAAACGUUUCGUGUUACUUUCUAACUGGAUUACACCCUGGAUUGAGAAGUCUUCCUCGUGGUAGUUAUAUGUAGUUUCAAACAUGAAUAAACUUUUUGCUUUCAUGAUCAAA